Messenger RNA from Zingiber officinale, 3070 nucleotides. Its product is annotated as pentatricopeptide repeat-containing protein DOT4, chloroplastic. The record is from RefSeq and is a predicted model, not a curated record. Gene Ontology annotation, molecular function: zinc ion binding; RNA binding; protein binding. Lineage: Eukaryota; Viridiplantae; Streptophyta; Magnoliopsida; Zingiberales; Zingiberaceae. Gene Ontology annotation, biological process: RNA modification. The transcript has a single exon. The coding region runs from base 39 to 2657 and encodes 872 amino acids.
UUUACCUUGUUCUCUCCCUUCGUUCGGCUCCAAGAGAAAUGGCCGUCGUCGCGUUGCCUCUGAGUCCGAAUUCAGGACUCCAUCUAUCGUCUCACAACCCAUGGACGCAGCGCAACCGAAGCCUCUCCUGCUUCUCGCUACGGUCGAAGUCUCGCAUUCGACGAGUUCAUUCAUUGUCUCUAAGAACCAACGGAGGCGGCCCAAUUUUUAUGUCUGAGGAUACCAACAUUAGUCCUCGUGAAGAGAUCCUGCGACUUUGCCUGACGGGUAAUCUCAGUAAGGCCCUCAGUUUGAUCUGUGAAUCCGAAAGUUCCAAUCUUGAUUCCCAAGUCUAUUGCUCCGUGCUGCAACUCUGCGCCAAACUCGGAGCCUUAGAGGAUGGCAUGAAACUUCACUCCAUCAUCUCUUCUUCGGGCCUUCAGAUAGAUAACGUUUUGGGAUCGAAGCUGAUGUUUAUGUAUGUCAAAUGUGGCGACUUGAGUCAGGGUAGAAACGUGUUUGAUGAGCUUGCCUCAAAAGAAGCACUUCCUUUGUGGAACUCGAUGUUGACUGCCUAUUCCAAGUCUGGUAAUCACAAGGAAGUCAUCUCCUUAUUUAAAAAGAUGCGGCAUGUCGGAGUUGUUCCAGACUCAUCUACUUCCUCCUGCGUUCUGAAGUGUUUAGGGUUUUUGGGCCUUGUUACUGAGGGAAAAUGGGUGCAUGGGUAUCUUGUCAAACUGGGUUUGGAUAGAUACAACGCAGUCGGGAAUGCUCUUGUUGCAUUUUACUCCAAGUGCCACAAAAUUGAUGAUGCAAUUAAGUUGUUUGAGGAAAUGCCUGACAAAGAUAUUAUAUCUUGGAAUUCAAUAAUCAGUGGGUGUGUUUCAAAUGGCCUUCCUGGAAUUAGCAUCACUCUAUUCAAUGAGUUGGUGUCUUUAGGAUUGCACUUUGAUUUAGCAACAUUGGCUGGUGUUCUUUCAGCUUGUGCUGAAACAGCUUGUCUGGGAGUAGGUAGAACAAUUCAUGGCUAUGCAAUUAAAGUUGGCUUUGUUGAAGAUAUAACCAUUCAGAAUUCUUUAAUUAAUAUGUACUCAAAAUGUUGGAAUUUGGUAGGCGCUGUUCAAGUUUUUGAGAAGAUGAAUGAAAAGAGUGUUGUUUCAUGGACUUCAAUGAUCUCAGCAUAUGCUCAAGCUGGACAGUUGGAGGAAGCAUUUUCUUGUUUUAGACAAAUGGAGUCGGUAGGAAUUAAACCAGAUCAAAUUGUCAUUGUAGCUAUCCUUCAUGCUUGUGCAUGUAAUCAAUCAUUGGAAGAAGGGAAAUACAUCCAUAGUUAUAUUGUCAGGAAUAAAUCGGAGAAGAAUAUUUUUGUCAGCAAUGCACUUAUGAACAUGUACGCAAAGUGUGGGAAUAUGCUAGAAGCAAAAAAGGUCUUUGAUGAAAUGGAUAGGAAGGAUAUCGUCUCAUGGAACACCUUGAUCGGAGGUUACUCAAAAAUAGGUAUGGCUAAUGAAGCACUUAAUUUAUUUUGUGAAAUGCAGUCUUCAUUGAGACCUAAUUCAGUGACCAUGUCGUGCAUUCUCCCUGCUGUUGCAAGCCUUUCAUCUUUAGAUAAAGGCAUUCAGAUUCAUGCCCAAAUAUUAAGGUAUGCGCGCUUGGAGGAUGGUUAUGUUACAAAUGCAUUGGUUGAUAUGUAUGUAAAAUGUGGUGCAUUGUUGCUCGCCUGUUUGUUGUUUGAUAGGAUUAGCAAAAAGGAUCGUAUCACAUGGACAGUGAUGAUUGCUGGUUAUGGCAUGCAUGGACAUGGUAACACAGCUAUCACCCUUUUCAAAAAGAUGAGAUACGAGGGCAUAGAACCAGAUGAAGUUUCUUUUAGCGCCAUCUUGUAUGCUUGUAGUCAUUCAGGACUCUUAAAUGAAGGGUGGAAAUUUUUUGAUAUGAUGAGAAAUGAAUGCAAAAUAGUACCAAAUUUGGAGCACUAUACUUGUAUGGUUGACUUACUUAGUCGUGCUGGACAUCUAACAAAAGCAUACAAGUUCAUAGAAUCAAUGCCCAUACAACCAGAUUCUACAAUUUGGAGCACAUUGCUCAGUGGUUGUAGAAUUCACCGGGAUGUGAAACUUGCUGAAACUGUUGCUGAGAAAGUUAUUGAAUUAGAGCCAGAUAACACACGACAUUACAUUCUUUUAGCAAAUACAUAUGCAGAUGUAGAGAGGUGGAAAGCCAUGAAGAAGUUGAGGAAAAGUGUUGGUACUUGUGGGCUGCAGAAGAAUCUCAACUGUAGUUGGAUCGAGAUUAAAAAUAAAGUUCACAUUUUUGUUUCAAGUGACAGAUCACAUCCAAAAUUAAGGAAGAUAGAAUUGUUUCUUGAAGAAGUGUCGAGACAGAUGGAGACUGACGGCUCUGUCUCAAAAAUGAAGUACGCACUGUUGAGUGUCGAUUGUGCCACGAGGGAAGAAGCUCUUUGUGGGCACAGCGAGAAGUUGGCAAUUGCUUUUGGUAUCUUGAAUUGUUCCAAAGGAAAACCAGUUCGAGUUACUAAAAAUUCGAGAGUGUGUAUCGGUUGCCACAAUGUUGCCAAGUUUAUUUCAAAGAUGUCAAAGAGAGAGAUCCUUUUGAGGGAUUCCAAUAGGUUUCACCAUUUUGUGCAAGGGCGCUGUUCAUGUAGAGGCUACUGGUGAACUUCCGGGCAAAUGGUUUUCAAUCUGAACAUUAUAGAUGAAGCAGGCAGAUGAAUCUCAGAUAGAUCUUGAUGCUGACCUAGCAACCCGCUUGGGUUGGUCUCCGGAGAAACCACUAACCAAUAGGCCUCGAUACUAAAGGUCUAUUAAAAUUUACUAUUCGGUGCACAUUGACAUCUUUCAAGAAACUGAAGCAACAGUGUUGAGUUCUUGAAUGUAUCAUAAUCGAAUAGGUUUAGCUCAUGUUGUCACAGAACAUGUGCAUUGCCAUAUACAUUUUAUUCAAAUGGUUUCCUGCUCAGCUCUUGUCACAGAACAUGUAUCAUAAUCGAAGUUCCUAUUGACCAUUCAGAAAAAUUGAAAAAUGUUUACAGUAGUCGGCCAAUCAAUCUAGUAAUUUUAGGUCAAUCGUU